AUGGCAAAAAGUAGGAAAGGAAAUCCAAUUUCCAUGCUAAGGAGUAUCUUGAGGCUAACUGAAAAAAGAACGGAAGGUUAUGCAAUUUCUGCAAACGACCACAGCUACAAGAUCCCUUCAUCAGACAGUGGGGCUGAGGUGGAAGAAACCCUGAAGCGAAUUCAAAGUCAGAAAGGAGUCCAAGGAAUCAUCGUUGUUAAUUCAGAAGGUAUUCCCAUCAAAAGCACCAUGGAUAACUCCACCACAAUGCAGCAUGCAGGCUUAAUGCACAAUUUAAUAAUGAAGGCAAGGGGCACUGUACGAGAUAUUGAUCCUCAGAAUGACCUCACAUUUUUGCGCAUUCGUUCCAAGAAGAAUGAAAUAAUGGUUGCACCAGAUAAGGACUAUUUCCUGAUUGUUAUUCAGAAUCCAACAGAAUGAAAACUCCCAAACUGAUCUACAGUUCCCAUUCAUUCAAAUGAAACAUUUUUAUUUAAUGUCUAAGAAAAGUGAUAGCAAUUUUUUGUUUGUGCCACAUUAAUAAUGUCUGAUAAUAUUUUUCCAGAAUGUUAAAAAAAAAUACAAGGGGUCUCUUCAAAAGUCAUUCCAUGAAGAAGACAAUGAAUUGAAUGAUUGAUAAGGUUCUAUAGAAUAUAACUUGAUAUUAUUGUCUGAAAUACUUCUAAUACGUGUUGUCUCCUUUUUAUUUUGCGACUUAUUUAAAUUUGGAUGCAGCAUUUUCACCUGUAAUGUAUUAAAAUCAAAGUAUCUUUGG
Molecule: messenger RNA, 754 nt
Organism: Pogona vitticeps (central bearded dragon)
Lineage: Eukaryota; Metazoa; Chordata; Lepidosauria; Squamata; Agamidae
Source: RefSeq, a predicted model, not a curated record